This is a messenger RNA of Hyla sarda, 4391 nucleotides long. It is a transcript of the gene KPNB1, whose product is annotated as karyopherin subunit beta 1. Gene Ontology annotation, cellular component: cytoplasm; nucleus. Gene Ontology annotation, molecular function: nuclear import signal receptor activity; small GTPase binding. The record is from RefSeq and is a predicted model, not a curated record. Lineage: Eukaryota; Metazoa; Chordata; Amphibia; Anura; Hylidae. The coding region runs from base 142 to 2772 and encodes 876 amino acids. Gene Ontology annotation, biological process: protein import into nucleus. The transcript has 22 exons.
CGUAGAGUGAGAUCCAGCCGAUAUCAGUGCGCGAUCGGGCUCCUCCCCUCUUGCACAGCGCGCCUGAAUCCCUCCGCUCCACGCUCCCUCCCUCCGGCAGACCGCCCGGCACCGCCCGAGCUGUGACCCGGUACCGCCCGCAUGGAGCUCAUCACUAUCCUCGAGAAGACCGUAUCUCCCGACCGCAAUGAGUUGGAGGCGGCGCAGAAGUUCCUGGAGCAGGCGGCAAUCGAGAACCAGGCAACCUUCUUGUUGGAACUCUCAAAAGUCCUUGCAAAUCCUGGAAACAGUCAGGUGGCUAGAGUUGCCUCUGGUUUGCAGAUUAAAAACUCAUUGACCUCGAAAGAUUCAGAUGUCAAGGCCCAGCACCAACAGCGCUGGCUAGCAAUUGACGCUAACAUCCGUAGAGAAAUAAAAGCUUUGGUGCUGAGAACAUUGGGUACAGAGAGUUACAGGCCUAGUUCAGCAUCGCAGUGCGUGGCAGGAAUAGCAUGUGCGGAAAUAACGGUCAACCAAUGGCCUCAGCUGAUCCCACAGCUUGUGGCCAAUGUUACAGACCCAAACAGUACAGAACACAUGAAGGAAUCUACGCUGGAAGCCAUUGGCUACAUCUGCCAGGAUAUCGACCCCGAACAACUUCAACAUAAAUCAAAUGAAAUCCUGACUGCGAUCAUCCAGGGUAUGAGGAAAGAGGAGCCAAGCAACAAUGUUAGACUCGCAGCCACAAAUGCUCUGCUCAACUCUCUGGAGUUCACUAAAUCUAACUUUGAUAAAGAGUCUGAAAGACAUUAUAUUAUGCAAGUGGUCUGCGAAGCAACACAGUGUCCGGAUACAAGGGUGCGAGUAGCUGCUCUGCAGAACCUGGUGAAGAUCAUGUCCCUCUACUACCAGUAUAUGGAGACCUACAUGGGACCUGCACUUUUUGCUAUCACCGUGGAGGCGAUGAAGAAUGAAAUAGAUGAGGUGGCUCUUCAGGGAAUAGAAUUCUGGUCCAACGUCUGUGAUGAGGAGAUGGACCUAGCAAUUGAAGCAUCUGAGGCUGCUGAACAGGGGAGACCACCAGAACACACCAGCAAGUUUUAUGCUAAGGGAGCCCUGCAGUACCUUGUUCCUAUACUAACACAGACACUGACAAAACAGGAUGAGAAUGAUGAUGACGACGACUGGAACCCCUGUAAGGCUGCUGGGGUAUGCCUAAUGCUCCUUGCUACCUGCUGUGAAGAUGACAUAGUCCCCCAUGUGCUGCCAUUCAUCAAAGAACACAUUAAGAACCCAGAUUGGCGCUACAGGGAUGCAGCAGUCAUGGCAUUUGGAAGCAUACUGGAGGGUCCAGAAGCCUGCCAGCUGAAGCCGCUAGUCAUCCAGGCAAUGCCCACUCUAAUUGAGCUGAUGAAGGAUCCCAGUGUGGUUGUCAGGGACACAACCGCUUGGACUGUAGGAAGGAUAUGUGAGCUUCUCCCAGAGGCGGCCAUCAAUGAUGUCUACCUCGUUCCACUAUUGCAGUGCCUCAUAGAGGGCCUAGGGGCUGAGCCAAGAGUGGCUACAAAUGUCUGCUGGGCUUUCUCCAGUUUGGCUGAGGCUGCCUAUGAAGCUGCAGAUGUGACAGAUGACCAGGUGGAGCCAGCCUCAUAUUGUUUGUCUAGCUCAUUUGAGGUGAUUGUACAGAAACUGCUUGAAACGACUGACAGACCUGAUGGGCACCAGAACAACCUACGGAGCUCUGCCUACGAAGCCCUAAUGGAGAUAGUAAAGAACAGUGCCAAGGACUGCUACCCGGCUGUGCAAAAAACGACUUUAGUGAUCAUGGAGCGACUACAGCAAGUGCUUCAGAUGGAGUCCCACAUACAGAGCACUUCAGACAGGAUACAGUUUAAUGAUCUGCAGUCCCUCCUCUGUGCUACACUCCAGAACGUACUUCGCAAGGUGCAGCCCCAAGACGCCCUGCAGAUAUCAGAUGUGGUAAUGGCCUCUCUGCUGCGUAUGUUCCAGAGCACAGCAGGCUCGGGCGGUGUACAGGAAGAUGCCCUUAUGGCUGUGAGCACUUUAGUUGAAGUACUUGGAGCAGAGUUUUUGAAGUACAUGGAGGCAUUUAAACCUUUCCUUGGCAUUGGACUCAAGAACUUUGCAGAGUAUCAGGUUUGCUUGGCCGCUGUUGGACUUGUAGGGGACCUUUGUCGAGCUUUGCAGACCAAUAUCUUGCCGUUCUGUGAUGAGAUAAUGCAACUCUUGUUGGAGAACCUAGGGAAUGAGAAUGUUCAUCGCUCAGUAAAACCACAAAUCCUUUCUGUGUUUGGGGAUAUUGCUUUGGCCAUUGGUGGGGAGUUCAAGAAAUACUUGGAAGUAGUCCUGAAUACUCUGCAGCAAGCCUCUCAAGCUCAGGUGGACAAGACUGACUAUGAUAUGGUGGAUUACCUCAAUGACCUGCGUGAAGGCUGUCUGGAAGCAUACACCGGCAUUAUCCAGGGUCUGAAAGGAGACCAAGAAAAUGUUCACCCCGACGUGAUGCUGGUGCAGCCACGUGUGGAAUUCAUCCUGUCGUUCAUCGAUCAUAUUGCUGGAGAUGAGGAUCACACAGACAAUGUGGUGGCGUGUGGUGCGGGGCUUAUUGGAGAUCUCUGUACAGCAUUUGGGAAGGAUGUUGUCAAACUGGUGGAGACUCGGCCGAUGAUCCAUGAGCUGCUGACAGAAGGCAGGCGAUCAAAGACAAACAGGACUAAAACACUUGCCACCUGGGCAACAAAGGAGCUAAGAAAGUUAAAAAACCAAGCUUGACCACAGCGGCCGGGUGAAGCUGAUAACCCACUGGAAAUCUCCAAACUUUUCGAAAACUAAAAAAAUUAUAUCCCGGAAGCGAGACGUAUGAGCGGGGUACUGAAUGUUUGAGAGUGAGAGAGAGUGAUUGAGUGAGGCUUCAAACAUACCACAUGGAUAACUCGACCGCAGCAGUGCUGUGAGAGGAGCAGACUUCCUGGGAGAGAGGGGUGAGGGCUGUAACAUUAUCCGCCCACCAGCUGAGAGGAGCAAAGGCCUGUGGGCCUUCACAAAUUAGGUGUCUGCUUUCAUUGCCUUGUGGCCAGGGCAGAGCAGGAGUGACUGGAGUAAUGUUUUUUUUUUUUUUUCUUAAUUUUUUUUUUCCUUCUUCCCCCUUUUCUUUUCAGUCCGUUGUUACAUCUGGCUUUUUUUUUUUUUUUUCCUCCCUUUUUUCCCCUCAAAGCCCCCUGUGAUAAAGCAGACCAUACUUCUUCAUGGCUGCAUAUAACAUCUCUAAAGCAGGGGUGGGAUCUGUACGGAUAUAUAUUCUCAAGAGCAAGUGUGUGAGUGCGGAGGUAUAGCAGUCUACAGUCUGAACUUCAUUUACUGUUUAUUCUGAGGAGGUGUUCAUGUUGAAUAUGCUUCUGGAUUCACCUGAAGGAGUAACGCCGUUGUUACCUGAUGCACGACACAAGCAUUCUAGAUUACAAAAUUAAGGUCUGUUUCUCUAGGUUGUUUUAAUAAUUAUGAAUCACUUUUUUUUUUUUUUAACUGUUUCCUUUCCAGGGGUUUGUCCUGCUUAGUUGGGAUCUCCUGGCAGGGAAGUAGUUAAGGGAAACACUGGCUUGGUUUAUUCUCUAGUCCUGUAGUAAGCAGGCGGCGUCCUGCGCCGUUUAACUUGCUUUUGUCAAUCUGUGAAUGGGUUACAGGGGAGCAGGGAUGUGUAAGAAUAACAAAUGUAUGAAAAUUCCAUAACAGGGAAAAGUGCCCUGCUUCAUAUAUAGAAACUCAACUGAAGGGUGCAAGGCUUUUGGGGGAUCUAUUCGCCCCUCACAGUGUCAUUCUUUGUAAAGAAAAGAGCCCUCAAAUGUGCCAAAGAAUCAAAUCCUUAAUGUUCAGAAUGUGAAAUGACCUUUUCCUGCAGCCAGGGGGGGCUGUGAUCAGUCCUACACACUGCGUUCUCCCUGUGUUUGCUUUUUUUCUAUCCAUCUAGCAGUGAAAUGGCUUAAUCUACACAAUUUAACAAGGCUAUUGCUUGUACGGCAGAUCCAGCCAUUUUGUGGGUGGAAGCAGUGUUCACGAGAAUGGAUUGAACAAUGUUGCAGAGCCCCCAAUUCAUUGAGCUGCGUUCUCCUGAAUUCCUCAGCUCACACAAUCGCUGCCUCUAUAGUGUAUAGGCAAUGGGUACUUCUAAGAACUAAAGUCAUGCUAUAGAGCGGGCAAUGCUAACUUUUAUUUCAGAGUCUAAUGUGAUAUUCAAUUUCCUGCACUUAAACAAAAAAAGAAAACAUUGAAAAAAAUAGUUAAAAUGAAAAAAAGUAUAUUAUAGAAACGGACUGGAUGUACGUUGGACCAUGGCACUUGUACAAGGUUCUAUUUUUUCACUGCAGUUAAAUAUUAAUAAAAUGGUGUCAAACAUC